This is a messenger RNA of Hibiscus syriacus, 612 nucleotides long. RefSeq names its product protein SHI RELATED SEQUENCE 3-like. Bases 1 to 612 code for a protein of 203 amino acids. The record is from RefSeq and is a predicted model, not a curated record. The transcript has 2 exons. Gene Ontology annotation, biological process: positive regulation of DNA-templated transcription. Gene Ontology annotation, molecular function: DNA-binding transcription factor activity; DNA binding. Gene Ontology annotation, cellular component: nucleus. NCBI's taxonomy places the organism in Eukaryota, Viridiplantae, Streptophyta, Magnoliopsida, Malvales, Malvaceae.
AUGUCGAGGCGAGGAGGAUUUGGAGGCAGCAUAAGGUGUCAAGAGUGUGGGAACAAAGCUAAGAAAGAUUGUGGGUUCAUGAGAUGCCGUACUUGCUGCAGGAGCAGAGGACUUGAUUGCCAAACUCAUGUUACAAGCACUUGGGUUCCUGCCUAUAGAAGGCGUCAAAAGCACCCACAGCUUAACCCUAAAAGGCUUAGACAAAAUCCUCCUUCAGGGUUAAAAGUGGGGAAUUAUCCCGCUGAAGUGACUUCCGCAGCGACGUUUCGAUGUGUUCGAAUGAGCUCCGUUGAAGAUGGAGGUGAUCAGUAUGCUUAUCAAGCAACUGUGAAUAUUGAAGGGCAUGUGUUUAAGGGUAUUCUCUAUGAUCAAGGCCCUUAUCAAUCACUAGGCGAAUGCUCCUCUAGAGAAACGCAUUCACAGCAAAAUCAAAUGAACGCUGCUGCUCUAACAACAGCUGCUGUUGCUGUUACUUCUGCUGCAGAAAGUCAUCUUCCUUCAGCAUAUGCAUCUUCCUUUAAUGCUUUCAUGUCAGCUGGUACGCAAGCUUUCUCCACCCGAAACCUUAGUAACUCUUCGUAUACGAGGAAUGAAAGGGAAAUUUUGCUUUAG